This is a messenger RNA of Pistacia vera, 627 nucleotides long. Its product is annotated as zinc finger MYM-type protein 1-like. Bases 1 to 627 code for a protein of 208 amino acids. The transcript has 3 exons. The record is from RefSeq and is a predicted model, not a curated record. NCBI's taxonomy places the organism in Eukaryota, Viridiplantae, Streptophyta, Magnoliopsida, Sapindales, Anacardiaceae.
AUGUGGAAGAUGACUGGUGUUGGUCAUGGUGCAGGAGAUUGGCAGGUGGUGUGGUAUUUCGUUUGGGAUACUGGUGCAUGGUUAGCAUUUCGUGGUCAUGAUGAAACUGAAGACUCGAAGAACCAAGGUAACCUUCUCGGACUUCUUCAUUUUCUAGCUCAGCAUAAUGAACAUUUCAAGAGUGUUAUUUUGAAGAAUGCACCUGGGAAUCUUAAAUUGAUAGCACCAGUGAUUCAGAAAGAUAUUGUGAAUGCUGCGGCCAAUGAAACCACAAAAGCUAUAAUUAGUGAUCUUGGAGUUGACAUAUUUUCAGUUUUGAUUGAUGAGUCUCAUGAUGUGUCAAUUAAAGAACAAAUGGCUAUUGCCAUACGUUAUGUAGAUAAAAAAGGUCAUGUACUUGAGCUAUUUCUUGCCAUUGUACAUGUUAGUGACACAACUGUAGUAUCAAUUAAGAUGGCUCUUGAGUCAUUAUUUUGUAAGCAUGGAUUGAGUUUGUCAAGAUUAUGUAGACAAGGUUAUGAUGGGGCAAGUAAUAUGCAAGGAGAAUUUAAUGGUCUGAAAAGUUUGAUUUUAAAGGAGAAUGAAUAUGCUUAUUAUGUUCAUUGUUUUGCUCACCACUUCAAUUGA